Molecule: messenger RNA, 617 nt
Organism: Sphaeramia orbicularis (orbiculate cardinalfish)
Lineage: Eukaryota; Metazoa; Chordata; Actinopteri; Kurtiformes; Apogonidae
Product: protein Bouncer-like
Exons: 3
Coding region: 72-455 (127 amino acids)
Source: RefSeq, a predicted model, not a curated record
GUUGGAUCUUUGACUUAUUACUCAAUUUGCUCUGAUUUUAUCUUAUUUUUGACUUAUCUUUUCAAAACAAGAUGAACAAAUUACUCUGGAUCGGUGCAGCUUUAAUGGUGAUGUUUGUCACAGGUGAGUGUCUGGUCUGCAGAACCUGUAAAAUGGGUCUUGGAGGUCGAUGUCUGUUCCCGUCCAGAAUGACCUGCAGUGAUGCUCAGCCCAACUGCUACAUUGGAAAUAUGGUCCUCAACGUCAGUAAGUUCAUGCGCAUGCAUGCCAGAGGUUGCAUCGCUUCGUCUCUCUGCAACACAACUGAAACAGGGACGCUCCUGACUGCAGGUUACACUGUGUCCAGGACCUGCUGCAACACCGACUGCUGUAACGGAGCCACAGCCAUCCAGAUCCCUCUGACUGCUGCUUUAGGCGCCGCCGUCAUGUCUGUGUGGAGCACCUGGAGUCAUUAAACGCAACACAAACGUCCUAUUCUGAAGGCGUCUUAUACAUCCUAUUGACCUGACUGUGUAUGCAAACAUUAAACCACUGAACACACACAUUCUCAUCGGCUAAAAUUUACUUAGGGGGUCAAAUGAGUGGCCAUUUUUGUCAAAAAAAAAAAAAAAAAAAGU